Zymoseptoria tritici IPO323 is the source of this 1920-nucleotide messenger RNA. RefSeq lists its product as uncharacterized. The coding region runs from base 1 to 1920 and encodes 639 amino acids. The transcript is spliced from 7 exons. The record is from RefSeq and is a predicted model, not a curated record. NCBI's taxonomy places the organism in Eukaryota, Fungi, Ascomycota, Dothideomycetes, Mycosphaerellales, Mycosphaerellaceae. Gene Ontology annotation, molecular function: hydro-lyase activity.
AUGACGCUCGCCCAAAAGAUUCUGGCCCAUCACGCGCACAGCGUUCCCCGGGCGAGUGGCGUUCGACCGGGCGACUUCUUGCGGGUCUCGGUGGAUUGGAUCAUUGCGAGCGAACUCUCGUGGCAAGGCAUGAGCAAUAGUAUCCAGAGUCUCGAUGCUCCCUUCCAACCCUGGAGGAACGAUCGCUUCUGGCUUUCGGGUGACCACACCGUCGAUCCGCGCAAUUACCAGGAGCCAACACCACAGAAGCUGCUGGAAGGGAUCAGGAAGGCGAAGUAUGAAUACAAGAUGACCGAGAAUCAAGGCGCCAAUCACACAAUUAUGCAUACCGAGUUCUGUCGCGAACGAGCGCAACCGGGCAUGCUCGUGCUGGGUUCCGACUCGCACACAUGCUCUGCCGGCUGCGUAAGCUCGCUCGCCAUUGGUCUGGGAGCAGCAGAUGUAUCAGCAGCCCUUGGGACCGGUGAGACUUGGAUCAAGGUUCCGGAAUCCAUUCGGAUCAAUUUCGUUGGUAAGCCUCAGUGGUAUAUUGGUGGCAAGGAUGUAAUUCUUUACGUCUUGCAACAGUUGCGAAGAAACACUUUUGCUGCGGAACGGGUGGUGGAAUUCGGCGGCGCAGGAAGCGAGUGGUUGUCGUUCGAUGCUCGCUUUGGAAUUUGCAACAUGUGCACAGAGCUCGGAGCCAUUACUGGAAUCUUCACUCCCGAUGGCAUUACGAAACGAUUUGUGGAAGGACGUCGGGGCAGGAUGUACAGAUCUGAGUGCACGUAUUUUGCUCCCGACGAGCAUGCAGAAUAUAUUUCGACAUUUGAUAUCGACCUUGGCUCCGUGGAACCGUUCAUUGCCAUCUAUCCAUCCCCAGACAAUGUCCACCCCAUCACCGAGCAUCUGGACAUGCUAUUUGAUGGCUGCUUCAUCGGGGCCUGCACUACCACCGAAGAAGAUCUCGUCCUUGCCGCGCUGAUUCUUCAAGUCGGCCUCGAUCGAGGCCUGACACUUGCUCCGGGGAAACGCAUAGUUGUGCCUGGCAGCCGCCCUAUCCUCCACAACCUCGAGCACCUUGGGCUAUUGGAAAUCUACUCAAAGUGUGGCUAUACAGUGACCGCACCGGGCUGCAGUCUUUGCCUGGGUAUCGGCGCCGAUGUAGCAGAAGCAGGAUCGAAGUGGUUGUCUUCCCAAAACCGCAACUUCAAGAAUCGCAUGGGCAAAGGCGCCAUCGGUCACAUCUGUUCUGCUGCAACGGUCGCCUCGUCUUCCUUCUCUAUGAGCUUGACGGACCCACGCGAUCUCCUGCGAGACGUGUCUCAACCUUUUGCGCCUGAGGAGCAGCAUACAGGUGGACGUCUAACCGAUACCAUCCUUGGUCGGAUAUAUCGAUUGGGAGACUUCGUUGACACGGAUGCGAUCAUACCCGGACCCGCUUGUUCUACGUGCAUUACUGACGAUGACCUCGCGGCACAUUGUUUCGAGCUCGUGGAUCCGCUGUUUCGCGAUGCUGUCCGCACUAGUGAUCAGAAAAUUGUCGUGGCUGGCAAGGCGUUUGGGUGUGGCUCCUCGCGGGAGGAGGCCGUUCGCGCGUUGAAAGGUCUGGGCGUUACAUGUGUGAUCGCGGAAUCCUUUUCAUUUAUCUUUGGCCGCAACAUGGCGACACUGGGUCUCUUGGGAAUCGCGCUGCAAGAUGCGGACUUCUUCGAGAAAGCGAAGCAUCAGGGCUCAAUCCGAAUCAGCAUUUCCGAGAGGCGCAUCGAUUUGGACAAUGACAGCUUCGAGUUCAAGCUCGAUGCUAUGGAAGUUCGUCUGCUACAGGAGGGUGGCCUGGUUACGUCCUGGAAGAAGCACGGUACGAAAGUUUUUGCAAAGCUAUGCCAGGAAAGGUCGGAGAGGUCGGAAAUGGAGGUGCUUCGGGGAUUGGAGUGGUGA